Molecule: messenger RNA, 1059 nt
Organism: Trichoderma virens Gv29-8
Lineage: Eukaryota; Fungi; Ascomycota; Sordariomycetes; Hypocreales; Hypocreaceae
Exons: 6
Coding region: 1-1059 (352 amino acids)
Biological process (GO): pentose-phosphate shunt, non-oxidative branch; carbohydrate metabolic process
Cellular component (GO): intracellular anatomical structure
Molecular function (GO): transaldolase activity
Source: RefSeq, a predicted model, not a curated record
AUGGCUCGCUCCAUGCUCCAUCGCCUCGAGGACCUCUGCAACGUCGACGUCGACGACGCGGACACGGAACUCAUCAAGAGCAUCCCUUUUACGCCGCACAACCAAACAUCCAACCAGGCCAUCAUCACAAACGCCCUCCUUGCAGAUGAAGCUUUGCUCAAGGAUCUCGUCCGGCAGUAUGGCUCUCAGGGGUGGGAGCGAGCCAUCGCCCUCACCGCCCGCAACAUCCCCCUCCUCUCCGGCCGCGUCCUCAUCCAGACCUCUCUCCGCCACGUCUCCUCCUCCUCGGCAACCAUCGCCCACGCCCGCACCCUCGCCGCCCUCUACGACCAGGCCGGCGUCCCCCGCGACCGCUUCGCCAUCAAGAUCCCCUUCUCCGGCCCCGCCGCCGCCGCCGCUCGCGUGCUCAACCAGGAGGGCAUCCGGACGCUCGCCACCAGCGUGUUUUCCCUCGAGCAGGGCAUUGCGGCUAGUCAGAGCGGGUGUCUCUAUAUUAGCCCUUAUUACAACGAAAUCGCCGCACAUCUGGACCCUUCUCUGCGUCUCACUCUCGAAGAUCCCGCUCUAGAGCAUCCCAUGUCCCCCCGCGUAAUCCACAUCCUCGAGGCUUUUGCCAAAGAAUAUCGUGAAACAGGCAAGGAACAGCCCAUCAUGAUCAUAGCAAGCCACUUCACUCCCGCCGAAAUCAUGGCCAUGGCGGAGCUCGGCUGCCCACACGUCACGAUCCCACCACACCUCAUCCGCACCCUCCUCGAAACCCCCGAUCAGCUCCCUCCUCUCACGACAAAGAAGCCCAAGCUCAGCUACGCCGAAUUCGCCACGGUGCAGCGGCUCACCAAGCUGUCCACCAUGGACCCCUUUGCUCGUCCGGAUUGGGACGGCAAGCUGGCGGAUAUGCAGACCGAUUACGUUGCCAACGACGGCGAGAAGCUGGAUGAGGCAAUCAGGAACGAUCCUAUCGCGGGUAAGAGGUUGAAGGAUGCCGAGGUAUUCUUCAUCGAAAUGGAGAACAAGGCGAAAGCGGCCAUUGAAAAGGAGAUUGCUGCGCAAGGAUUGUAG